CCUCCUCCUCCUCUUCCUCCUUCUCCUCCUCCUCCUCUUCCAGCCUUGUGAGAAACAAGAGACGCCGAACCCGGGGUGCAAAGUUGCUUUUUCGUAGCCGGGAAACUCGCGAGAGGGGGACCGUUUUUCACCAGGGCUCCGAGACGUCCCUCUCGGUUUCCGGUCGUUUUAACUUCGCCGGUUGUCACCGAAGAAAUGUGCACGAGCAGAAGACACGCGCACCGGGGGUGAGGGCUAAGUCCAACUCGCUCUUCCUCGAGCGCCACAGUCCGUACCGUCGGGUGUAACCGGUGAGCCCGGUGAGCCCUCGGGGGGAACGGUGGCUGGUUUCAGUCGAAGUGGCACGCGCGCGGUUUGGGGUGUUUUAGCGAGGCGGCCACAGGUGAUCAGAGGUUAUCGAUCCGAUCGGGAGGCAGUUUGGUGAUUCAUCACUCCGGGUUCAGGAGAACGAGGAUGUUGAAAGUUGAGGAUCUCGUCAGAAUUGCGACUCUCCUCCAAGACGGCUCCCGUCCUCCAUGCGUCCAUCUUCGCCCUCGUUGACGCCGCGCCGCUCCGGUAACUUCCCCGCGUGGCUCCAGAUCUCCGGUGGCGAGCGUGUGAUGGUCCACCGGCGGCCCGCCUUCCUUUCCCGUCGUCCGUAACCAGGACACCUCUUUCCACUCGGACCCCCCGUCCUCCUUCUCCACCUCACCUCCCUCAGAGUGUCUGUGCCAUGAUCCGCAGGCGAGGCUCUCUCAUUCUGUGUGGCACGUUCCUGUUCAUCACCUGGAACGCCAUCCUUGUGCUGAUGCUCUGGGGCCGCCCCCCGCCGCCGCCCGGCCAGCCCGGCGAGCCCGGCCGGGAGGAGAGGGACGUGGCCGAGAGGCCCACCAACGACGUGGUGGCAGACGUGCUGCGCAUGGCGGAUGCGUUCGAGGCGGAGCUGGAGCUGCAGAAGAACAUCCUGCUGCAGAUCAAGAACCAGCAGGCGCUGUGGGAGCCGGCGAAUAGAAACGGGGCGGCGCCGGCGGGCGGUCAGCCCGUCAUUCCCAUCCUGGUGAUCGCCUGCAACCGGGUCACCGUGAGGCGCUGCCUGGACAAACUCCUGGAGCUGCGUCCGUCCGCCGAGCUUUUCCCCAUCGUGGUGAGCCAGGACUGCGGACACGCCGACACGGCCGAGGUCAUCCGCUCCUACGGGAGUCGGGUGAUCCACCUGAAGCAGCCGGACCUGGCGGACGUGGCGGUGCGACCGGAACACAAGAAGUUUCAGGGCUACUACAAAAUCUCCAGGCACUACCGCUGGGCUCUCAACCAGGUGUUCAAGACGCUCUCGCAUUCCUCGGCCGUGAUCGUGGAGGACGACCUCGAGGUGGCGCCAGACUUCUUUGAGUACUUCCAGGCCCUGCUGCCGCUCCUGAAGUCGGACCCCAGCCUGUGGUGCGUGUCGGCCUGGAACGACAACGGCCGGGACGGCUACGUGGACCCGGCCCGGGCCAGCCUGCUCUACAGGACCGACUUCUUCCCCGGCCUGGGCUGGAUGCUCCUCCGGGAGCUGUGGGAGGAGCUGGAGCCCAAGUGGCCCGCCUCCUUCUGGGACGACUGGAUGCGUCAGCCGGAGCAGCGCCGCGACCGCGCCUGCAUACGGCCGGAGAUCUCCCGAACUUUGACCUUUGGCCGCAAAGGAGUGAGCCUGGGUCAGUUUUACGACAAGUACCUGCGAUACAUUAAACUGAAUAACGAAUUUGUGCCUUUCACCAAAUUGGACCUGAGUUACUUGAAGGCGGAGACGUACCGAGGGCAUUUCGAGACGGAGGUCUACAGCGCUCCCGUGGUCACGUAUGAAGAUGUGAAGCAGGGGCAGCUCAAAGGAACCGGGCCCUUCCGCCUAGAGUACUCGAGGAAGGACAGUUUCAAAGUGAUGGCCAAAGAUCUGGGAGUCAUGGAAGACUUUAAGUCUGGAGUCCCACGGACAGGAUACAGAGGGGUGGUCAGUUUCAUCUCCAGAGGACGCAGGAUCUACCUGGCCCCUCCUCCAGGCUGGACCCAGUAUGACCCCACCUGGAGCUGAUGAUCCAGAAGGAAGGUUCAUGUGAAUGUACGUUGGGGGGGGGGGGGGGGGGGGAAGCAUUCCUGACCAGAGACCGGUUGUCUUUGAAUGAUUUAUAUUAUUGUCUAUAACGAUGCUGGAUGGAUUGUCUUGUUUUCCUGGUGUUGGAGUUAUUGCCAAUGCCACUCAGGUCUUUUUCAUUCUUCUACAGCCUUGUCAGAAAAGACUGCUGCAAUUCACUAGAGAUCUAUUUUUGUAUUCUGCUAAUUGUGCACAUGCCAUUCAUUUAUGCCUUCAAUGCAAUUACCUAGUUUGACACUUUUUUAAUUUUUUAUGAAUUAUUUGCAAAUUUCUUGAAAAUAUAUUCCGCGGUACGGUUGUUUAUGGUGGUGGUGGUGACAGGUCAUAACUGCAGUAUAAUCCGUUAUUGUAUUUUCAUUGUUUGUCUUGAAAAUCCGUUCUUCCUGCUAAAUUAAUUAAGUUGAAUGAUUCUCCGAUGUAGAACUACAACUCGCAGGUGUGAAACCCGUGUUUGUAUUUUUGGGGAAUAAAAAAAUUCACAAUUUUGCCUUUUAA
Pseudoliparis swirei is the source of this 2602-nucleotide messenger RNA. RefSeq names its product alpha-1,3-mannosyl-glycoprotein 2-beta-N-acetylglucosaminyltransferase a (gene mgat1a). The record is from RefSeq and is a predicted model, not a curated record. Gene Ontology annotation, biological process: protein N-linked glycosylation. Bases 713 to 2047 code for a protein of 444 amino acids. Gene Ontology annotation, cellular component: Golgi apparatus. Gene Ontology annotation, molecular function: alpha-1,3-mannosylglycoprotein 2-beta-N-acetylglucosaminyltransferase activity. NCBI's taxonomy places the organism in Eukaryota, Metazoa, Chordata, Actinopteri, Perciformes, Liparidae. The transcript is spliced from 3 exons.